Lasiosphaeria miniovina is the source of this 1707-nucleotide messenger RNA. RefSeq lists its product as uncharacterized. Bases 1 to 1707 code for a protein of 568 amino acids. The record is from RefSeq and is a predicted model, not a curated record. NCBI's taxonomy places the organism in Eukaryota, Fungi, Ascomycota, Sordariomycetes, Sordariales, Lasiosphaeriaceae. The transcript has a single exon. Gene Ontology annotation, molecular function: metal ion binding.
AUGGCCCCUCAGCCUCGCCACUUUGUGGUCAGGCCGAAUGUUAGGAUCCGGUCCGACGAGGGGGGUGCGAUCAGGGUGCCGCUCAUUGCAGUAGACGAACUACCAGAAUGGCUCGACAUCGUCGGCGUGCCACGCAGUCUAACACGCUCGCAAACCAAUAACAUGGAAUACCUCGGCACUUUUACCAAGAGUAAGGGCAAAUACAACGUGAACUACAACGUCAGAUAUGUUAGCGGUACAUCGCCGGGAACGGGCCUAACCGGCACCGCUUCAUCGAGUCGACAGGCGGACGGCAGCCGCGAUGACAGAAACGCUGCUCGCCGCUUGGCUGCAGCACCUCAAGUGCAAGAGGAUGAGCAGAAGAGCACGGCACAUGUGCAGGCUGCUGCUCUUGCGCUAGUUGAGGCUCCAACUACGACAGGAGUACAUCCUACAGACCGCAUGAAGGCACACUAUAGUGCCUUGCACGCCCGGGAUGUAGCCGGUCUAGAGGUUGGAGCCGGCCCAUUGCUCGCCCCACUUCCCGGUCUGUCAGCUUCCCGUCAUGCUCCGGCCACGGGUCUAGUUGCCCAAUAUGCAGUGCCGCAGGCCCCCCCGGCGCAGUCACCCUCCACUACGGACACAGCCACCGGCGCCUCUAACUUCACUCCGGCUGCCUCCUCUGCUGAUACCUCCCCGCUGAACAUCAACUCCGGCCCAGGCCCCAUUGACACGAACAGUUUCGCGUCUUCCUCCUCGACAGUGUCCGAAGAUGAGUAUUGCCGCAACUAUUGCCGGUACGGGCGCUGCAAAUGGAAGGAAAAGUGCUGGUACAAGCACGAGAUGCCGAUAACGAUGUCGGGGCUCGUCGAGGUCGGGCUGGUCGAGUUGCCACAGUGGUUUAUGUUGGCCACGGAGGGCAACCUCGGCGCUAGCUCCGCCGGCGGCCGCGCCGUUGGCGCUGCUGGGCCAGCCGCAGGCAGCAACGUCACAGACGACCACCGACCCGCCCAGAUUGACCAGCAACUCGCCGCAGGACAUCCAAGACCAUCCAGAGAAGCACUAGGCCUUGAGCUCGAGCGCAGGAGGAGCCAGGAGAGCAAGAGGAUCCAGCGUCGCAGCGAAAACAUGUUCCGCCUAGCCACCAGUAGCGCGGACAGAAAUGCUAGGAAGAAGCAGCAGCAGCAGCAGCAGCAGCAGCAGUCGCGUAAGGCACGCGAGAAGACACCCCGGAGCAAGGGCGGCAGCAGCGCCGCACAACAUCCGACUGCGGAACUGGCGCACAUCUUGACGCUGCAACAGCAGCGCUUGGGUAUGUUGAUUGCGAGAGAGGAGGAAUUGCGCAGCCAGCUCGUGGGGAACGGUGGCCACGGCGUUGUGCUGGGGGAGGCAGUAGGAUCGCCUGAGUCGGGAGCUCUUCGUGUGCAGCAAGUCACGCAGGAUGAUCCACCCAUACCCGUUCUUUUGGCUCCCCGUGAUCGUCCUGCUGCCGCCGCCGUCGCCGCCGUCGCCGUUGCUGCUGUUACUGAUGACGCGUCUGUUGCCAAUAAUGCUGGGCGUCCAGCUAGCGUAGUACUGCAGCAGCAGCAGUGCCAACAGCAGCAGCAGUACCAACAGCGACAGGAACAGAGCGGACAGAAAACCGUGCCAUCGCCGAUGCCCCGGAUUGUUCCUCCCUCCGUCCCGCUGCCGACAGUAGUGCCGAUGGAAAGGCUGAUAGAUCUCUAG